UAAAUAAAUGUGUUCAAGAGGCAUAUUUUAAUUAAAAUUCCUUCAAAUAUUCUAUUGUGAUUAUGGAGGCAGCUCCGCAAAAAUCAGAUUAUUCUUACCAACUUUGAUUGAGCAUCCUUUAUUGAAUCAACCUAAAAUAAACUUGCAAAUUUAUAUGAAAAAAAAUACUCAUCCAUAUUUAAAUGGAAUAUAUGUUAAUGGAUACCAAAAAUAAAUAUCUUUAAAGGGAUUAGAAGAUGAUCAAGAAAUUAUAGAUAGAAUUGCAUUAUUGAGAAAUUCAUGUAUAAUAAUUUAAUAUUAAUUAGUCGGAUAAUAAAGUGUAAGACAUGCUGGUAGAAAAGUGACAACACUAACACCAUCUAUCUAAGGAGGUUGGAAUGAGAAUCUAUUCAAGACAAAUAUAUAUCCUAGACAUUAAAUGGAAAUAUCUAGGUCUUAUCCCCCAGUGGAAGUCCCAGAGCCAAGGAUAGUACCACGUGAUAAACCAAUUGAUGUUUAUGAAAAAAGAGUAGAUCCAUACUAAUAAAUCUAAAAGCCAAAAUUGGGAGUUAAGAAAGCAACUAAUAUUUGA
Molecule: messenger RNA, 571 nt
Organism: Paramecium octaurelia
Lineage: Eukaryota; Ciliophora; Oligohymenophorea; Peniculida; Parameciidae
Source: the annotation of a GenBank genome assembly